CUGUAAAACUAGGUGUGUGAGAUUGAUGUCUUUCUUCAUGUCAUAUAACCCUGCCCACUUAUGUUAUCAAAUGGAUCGAGAUGGAUCAGAGAGAAAGACACUCCUGUCCAAAUACUUGACUCUGGUUCAUUCAACUAAAAAGGCUCCACUUCUCAGCGAUGGCAGUCCGAGUCACCAGGACAUUUUUCCUGUUAAUUGUGAUAUCACUUAGCAUUAUUCUUUUUAUUCUAUCAUGGGAAGGUUCAGUAACAAACUUCAGCUGGACAAGUUUGUCAGGGAAAGUCAGACACAUAAAGGGAAACAGGUCACAUGAAAAUAUCGUUACACUCUCUGGAAACAAAGGGAACUCGACUCCACGUCCUGCUGUGUUAACCACAACACCCCAGAUGAAAAAAGCUGCUUCAACCAAAGGAAACCCAGUGACAACUCCAAAAAAACAUCAAAUGAAAACUUCUACAAAUGCACCUGCAGCUGAGACGCCAAUGCCCAUCCUCUACAAGAAAUCCUUCAAGAAGCUUCCAAAGUGGGAUUUUGAGGAUGUUUAUAACCAGGAUGGCCGUCCUGGACAGAGAACCUGUCCCCAGUCUCUGAGAAACUCAAAGGAUGAGAGCUUCAAGAAGGCUUUUCUUCCCAACAUACGUUUGUUUCUGCACAAAGACAACAUCAACAUGAGCGAAUGGAACCGACUUUCACAUUUUAACAAUCCUUUUGGUUUUAUGGAGCACAAGUACGACGAUGUGAUGCCUUCAGUGAAGCUGAUUCCAAAGCCAACAGAGCCUCUGCUCCUUCCAAAACCAGGAGGUGAUGGCUGUGUGCGCUGUGCCGUGGUGGGUACCGCAGGAAUCCUCAAUGCAUCCAAAGCUGGUGCAGAGAUCGACUCUCAUGAUUAUGUUUUCCGGAUGAACGGGGCCUUGACAAAGGGUUUUGAGGAAGACGUAGGAAACAGAACAGAUGUGUACGUUCACACGGCCCACUCCAUCACCACAUCGCGAUACUUGUUGAAGAAAUAUGGCUACACGGCUGCCCCUCAUGAUGAGGGGAUAAAGUACGUCAUGAUUCCUGAAGGAUUGAGGGACUACCAGUGGCUGGAGGGUCUUCUGAAAGGAGAAAGUGUCCGUGCCGGCCCGUACCACAAAUCACAGCCAAGAACAUACUACUCAGGGCAGUACAACGAGAGCCGCUUCUACGUUCUGCACCAAGACUUCCUCCGAUACGUACGAAACAGGUUCCUGUUGUCUCCUAAUCUUAAUGCUUCAUUCUGGCCGAUAGUCAGACCAACCAAUGGGGCUUUCACUCUUUUGCUGGCUCUGCACACCUGUGACAUAGUGAGUGCAUACGGGUUCAUGACGGAAGACUACAGCAAAUACUCCAACUACUACUUUGAGAAGCAGAUUAGAACCAAGGUCAUUUUCUACAGCAACCACGACUACAUUCUGGAGAAGAAUUUGUGGAAAAGUCUUCACGACAGGAAAAUACUUAAGCUAUAUCAGAAAUCUGAAUCAGGGACAGAAAAGCUGAAGCAACGUUAAUACAUCAAGAAUGGCAGCAAUGGAAUCCAGAAGUUAGGUCGUGUUUUCUGUGUCAAUAUAUGUUCAGACAAAGCGAGGCUGUCAUAUCACAUUUGUCACAUGUGACACAAUGUGACAAAUUGUGUGGUUAAAGGGGUUGUGUUUUGUUUAGUUUUUGCCUGUUUGUGGUUAUUCUUAACAGACCUGUUCUAGCAGGAAGUUGAAGUAGCUUCCAAAGCAAAAGCAAAUUAGGAAAAAUAUCAUCAGCAAUUUAACAAAAAAAAAGUAAAUGAAAAUAGCAUUAAAAAUAAAUAGGCAAAGCAUUAGACAUCUAUUCCACAGAACCAGUUUGUAUGACAAGUUAUGAAGUGAAAAUAUAAUAAUAGAUGUGAGGAAGUGGGAAAUGCAUGGCACUUUCUGAGUUUACACCUGGAUGUAUAUCAUUGUGUUGCACUUUCAGAGAGAAGUGCUGCUUAGUGAAUUUUAUUUGUUGGUCUUUUUUCCUCGCUGAUCCUUGGUUUCCUUGUUCCUUUGUUUACUGUUGUUUGUGCCCCAGGCAUUGAUGUACGUAUGUUAUCCAAAGUAUUGGUGCCUGUCUUUAGGUCAGAUGAGUGUGGAGGUGGAGGUGGAGGUGGUGGAGGGGAUGUAUUCUAUUCAGUUGAAUAGAACUGUCUAUAUCUUUCCUUUUUAUGGAAGCGGUUUUUCACUUUUUAAGUGUUAUACACUUAUGCACUAAUCACCAUUCACAUGAGUCUGCUCUUGAGAAAUAAGGUGCAUUGUGGUGUAGAGGGGGGAGAUUAUUAUUUAUUACAAAUUACUUAUUUUUUUCUGGUUUCUGAUUGAUGAGUUGGUGGGCUUUUAUUUUUGAAGUAAUAUCAUGGUUGUAUGGCUAUAUGCAUGGUUGUUGUAAGACUGGUAAUAUUUGCGUACAAAGACUUUGAAGGAAUUUAAUAAAGAUGUUUUUGCAGAACAUUUUGA
Mugil cephalus (flathead mullet) is the source of this 2486-nucleotide messenger RNA. RefSeq names its product alpha-N-acetylgalactosaminide alpha-2,6-sialyltransferase 1-like. The coding region runs from base 159 to 1529 and encodes 456 amino acids. NCBI's taxonomy places the organism in Eukaryota, Metazoa, Chordata, Actinopteri, Mugiliformes, Mugilidae. The record is from RefSeq and is a predicted model, not a curated record. The transcript is spliced from 9 exons. Gene Ontology annotation, molecular function: sialyltransferase activity.